Messenger RNA from Nematocida parisii ERTm1, 1416 nucleotides. RefSeq lists its product as uncharacterized. The coding region runs from base 1 to 1299 and encodes 432 amino acids. Gene Ontology annotation, cellular component: plasma membrane. Gene Ontology annotation, molecular function: monoatomic cation transmembrane transporter activity. Gene Ontology annotation, biological process: monoatomic cation transport. The record is from RefSeq and is a predicted model, not a curated record. NCBI's taxonomy places the organism in Eukaryota, Fungi, Microsporidia. The transcript has a single exon.
AUGGUUAUCGACAUAAAGGAAAUGAGAGAGCUUAUGCCAAGUCUUUCGAUCUCACUAUGCGGUCUUUUUCUUAUGACUAUGACACUGCACGCACACCUGGGUGAAGAGUAUAUUAAGCCCAUGCAUUACCUCUUCAUUCUUAAUUCUAUGCUGUGCUUUAAGAAUAACAUAGAACUAAACUAUGCCGACCUAAUGAGCAGCACUGUUAAAAGGUCUCGUCUGAACAGAACCCCGAUGUCUACAAUUUCUUUAAUUGAAUACGUAUUUGACUCUGGGCUUAACAUGUUCUUUGUUUCAAUAGGGUUCAGUAUCCUUAUAGGCAUAUGCUCUAAUUACAAAAAUAUACUAGAGAUACUCCUUAUAAAUGACAUACAGAAGAACCUUCUAUUUAUAAUAAGUACAUCUGCCACUGCUUUCUUUGCUGGUGCAUGUAGCUGUAUAUGUACGUUCAUGUGUGUGGUAUUCUGUAUAUUUAUAAGUAUUUGCUUUAAUUUUGACUCUGAUAAUAUUCUACUCCCUAUUAUUGCAUCUCUCUCUGACUAUGUCUGUACAAUUUCUUUAAUUUAUUUUUCAGAAAGUAUUUAUGUGCAGAUAAGCAAAGCGUACCCAGCAAUAAUUGGAAAUACUUCAAUUUUCCUACCAAAAUUUUAUUAUCAAGUGUUCAUAACAAACAGUGUUUUAAUUGGACUAAUUGUGAUGCUGCUUAGAGUUCUUUAUACGCAAGUGGAGCACAUGCCUAAAUUGAAAUUAUUUGGGUCUUGGUCACUUGGGUUGGCUUUUAUAAUUACAAUGGUAGCUGGCCAUCUCAUAAAUACUUUAUCUUUAUUUAAUCCGUGGAUGGGGUGUGUUAUUCCUUUGUUUAAUGGUAUAGCUGGUUCUGUCAUUCUUAUAUACGUUGGCAAGGUCACUACGUACAUCAGUGCACAGGAGGGUGAGGACAGUGCCGAUGUCAUUUCAAUCAGCAGUGGGGAUAAUGUAAAAUCAGACAAGUAUAUAGAGAAUCCAAAUAAUGUACGUACUUUAUACACUUUAAUAUUCACUGCUACGUGCCUGGCACUGUUCGCGUGCUGUCUUUUAAGGAUUUUCUUUACUGGAAUACCCACGAUGUAUGUUCUUCUAUUUGGAGUUCUUUUAAAUGUAGAGAUAAUCCUUUUAUACUACAUAACAAAUAUUGUUGUAUUUAUCCUUCAAACCUUAAAUAUGGAUGUUUCUUAUAAUAUUGUACCCAUUCUCAAUGCAGUGAGUGAUUUAUUGGGUAUAUGCGUGCUGUAUAGUGCUCUGUAUUUUAUUAUGCCAUGAUUGCAAUCGGUGUUUUCUGGGUAUUUCGCUGUUCUAACGGUUUACACCGUGACAAAUUAUUUUCGUAUUCUCAGAUGAAUCUAAUGCACACCUGAAUAAGACUGUUUAACCUGCCAU